Molecule: messenger RNA, 588 nt
Organism: Aplysia californica (California sea hare)
Lineage: Eukaryota; Metazoa; Mollusca; Gastropoda; Aplysiida; Aplysiidae
Product: alpha-(1,3)-fucosyltransferase C
Exons: 4
Coding region: 1-588 (195 amino acids)
Cellular component (GO): membrane
Molecular function (GO): alpha-(1->3)-fucosyltransferase activity
Source: RefSeq, a predicted model, not a curated record
AUGAGGAGCUGGCUUCUGUACACCAAAGAGCCUCCAGUGUUUCAGCGCUUUGACCACCUCCUCCGGCGAGAUUUCCUCAACGCCUUUAACUGGACACGGACAGUGUUCCCUGACUCUACCUUCAAGGGUGUAUAUGGAGUCUUGAAAGAAAGACCGUUGCCGAAAAAAGAUUAUGGUAAGAAAAGAGGGUGUCUCUGUUCGAAGAUAUUCUACUUGUCUUUCGAGAAUUCCUUGUGUGAAGAGUACGUCACAGAAAAGUUUUUCAACAUUUUCGAGGAAGUUGACGUCAUCCCCGUGGUAAGGGGCGGGGCCAGAUACGAGAAGCUCCUCCCACCUGGCUCUUUCAUCAACGCCAAAGACUUCGAUUCUGCCGAGCAGCUGGGAAAAUAUCUGCGUGUGUUGGCGAACGACAAAACCAAAUACAUCAGCAUGCUCAAGAAGAAAAACAGGUACACUUUAGGCGAGUAUCCGAAGCAAAAGUUCCCGUGUGAGAUAUGCAAGGCGCUGAAUCUGGGCGAACCGAAGAAUGUAUACAGAGACGUCUAUGGUUGGAUGUGGAGCCACUGCUGGGAGCCCUUGGAUGUUUGA